Molecule: messenger RNA, 1571 nt
Organism: Parathielavia appendiculata
Lineage: Eukaryota; Fungi; Ascomycota; Sordariomycetes; Sordariales; Chaetomiaceae
Product: translation initiation factor eIF2b-like protein
Exons: 2
Coding region: 246-1430 (394 amino acids)
Biological process (GO): translational initiation
Cellular component (GO): eukaryotic translation initiation factor 2B complex
Molecular function (GO): translation initiation factor activity; guanyl-nucleotide exchange factor activity
Source: RefSeq, a predicted model, not a curated record
CUUGAAUGCUUCCUUGACUCACUCUGGCGUCAAUCGAUCUUCGGCCACUCGAAUCCGAACGCACACAUCAAUCCAGGAGCACAUUCUCUAUCUCCACCGCCGCUACUGCUCUACACUCUUAGAUACUAUCGAGCGCAGCUCAGGUUGGCAUACACUAAUUACCGACAAUCAUCGGCUUUGACUGGGAUUACGGGCUUCUCAGCUGCGUUUCAGCAUCGCGACCGAUUACAGGCACAGACAUAGCCAUGGCGCCCUCACAAGCGAGCCAUGUGCCCAGUCUGGACAACUUGAUAAAGUCAUUUAACAGCCAAUCUCUUGAGGCAUCGAUUGAGUCUUUGAUAUUCCUCCUCAAGCGGCGACAAGUCAAGGGCGACGAAUGUGCGAAAGCGACUGCGCACAUCCUCCGCCAGGUUGUUGCCAAAUCGAAGUGGCGCGAUGUCGAUGAGCUUCUCUCCAGAGUCCAGAGUGUGGGGUCAAGACUGGUUCGCUCUGCCCCGCUGGAGCCAGUCAUCGGAAACGUGGUGCGACGUGUGCUGGGCCUGAUUAGGGAUGAGGCGAAUGAAGACAGGAAUGCCGAUGAUAUUGGUAGCGAGGCUGCUUCCGACAUCCAAAGCCUGACGCCGAGCACCACACCACAGCCGCCGAGGCCCCGGCCGACUCCCAUCCGCCCUUCUCCAUCGGUCCUGUCGUCGGGCCUCACCGUCUCGAAAUCCAUGUUCAACCUACUCUCCGUGAAAGCGCCUAGUGAAUCACCUGUUACGGGAGCCUCAACUCCUUUGUCGCAAGCGCAGCCUGCCAGUGUGCAUGCCCUACGAUCCGAGGUUAUGGACGGGAUCGAGGAGAUUCUGGACGAGAUCAACCAGGCCGACGACCAAAUCGCGGGUUUUUCAGACAUUCAGAUACAUCCGGGUGACUAUGUUUUGGCCUAUCAACCGUCAAGGACUGUCGAGAGAUUUCUGGUAAAGGCUGCCUCGAAGCGGCGGUUUACUGUCAUCAUCGCUAGCCUCGAGUCACCCAGUCCUGGGUCCUCAGAACUUUCCUAUGCCGCACUCCGGAAAAAGCUCAACGCGGCUGGCGUGAAUACAAUCAAUCUGGCAAGCAACGGGCUCAUGGCCUACAUCCCUCGAGUCAACAAGGUCAUCUUCAGCGCAAAAGCCGUGUAUCAGAACGGCGGCCUGCUGGUGGAUAGCGGUUCCUGCGUCGCUGCGCAGGCGGCCCGCGAGUAUCUCAAACCCGUCAUUGUGCUUUGCCCGGUCUACAAAUUCUGCCCAGAGGAUCCGUCGGAUGAAGUCUCGAGGGGGGAACUAGGUAGCCCCGGCAGCUAUGUUAGCUACGCAAACGGCUCCGCGGUGGAUGCGCUCGACGUUGAGAAUACCGUCACAGACUAUAUUCCGCCAGACCUCGUUGACGUUUAUCUGACGAAUUUGUAGGUUCUCUUUCGUUGGACUAUGUGUCCUUAGUGUAUCGUCACUGACGUUGUUUCAGGGGUCCUCAAACCAGGCAUCACCUGGCGAGUAUUCUCGCAGACCACUAUAAGAUCGAGGAUAUAGGCCUCUCCCUGCAGCUUGGCG